Messenger RNA from Petromyzon marinus (sea lamprey), 2664 nucleotides. RefSeq names its product intraflagellar transport 56 (gene IFT56). Gene Ontology annotation, cellular component: intraciliary transport particle B; ciliary base; ciliary basal body. Gene Ontology annotation, biological process: intraciliary transport involved in cilium assembly; intraciliary anterograde transport. The record is from RefSeq and is a predicted model, not a curated record. Gene Ontology annotation, molecular function: protein binding; intraciliary transport particle B binding. Lineage: Eukaryota; Metazoa; Chordata; Hyperoartia; Petromyzontiformes; Petromyzontidae.
UGCACCACCGUUCUCUCUUCUUUCUGCCCACACACACACACCACACAACAACCACCACCACCACCACGACGUGGCACGGACACACAAAACAAAACCCCACUUUCCACAACGGGCGACUUUCACCACCGAGGUCACCUCGCUGAGGUUUAAACGAUCUCAGGUGUCCCCCCUCUCCUCUCGAGGCUUCAUUCGGUUCCAUCGCGGCCGUGAAGCGACCAGCGCAGCGAGGAGCUGCGGCUGCGGCUUCUACCGCCAUGAUGCUGUCACGGGCAAAGCCGGCUGUGGGAGCAGGGGCACAGCCGGCAGUGGAGAAAAAGAAAAAGGGCAAAACGAUUCCUAAACUGGAAGACCUGUUGAGCAACAGGGACUACACAGGAGCCAUCACAUAUCUCGAGUUUCAGCGCCAUGCAGGGGAAGGGAAUGAAGAGACAGACCUUUGGAUGGCGUACUGUGCUUUCCACCUUGGAGAUUACAAACGUGCCAUGGAGGAAUAUGAGGCGAUGACGAAGCGAGAUGGCUGUAACCCUGACGUGUGGGUCAAUCUGGCUUGUGUCUACUUCUUCCUGGGCAUGUACAGCGAGGCAGACGCGGCAGCGCUAAAAGCACCAAAAAGCCGCCUGCAGAACAGGCUCCUGUUUCACCUGUCCCACAAGUUCAGUGAUGAAAAGCGUCUGAUGGGCUACCACCAAAACCUACAGGACAUUGUUGAAGAUCAACUGAGCCUGGCCUCAAUUCACUACAUGCGCUCCCACUACCAGGAAGCCAUCGAUAUCUACAAGAGGAUCCUCUUAGAUAACCGGGAUUACCUGGCGCUGAACGUGUACGUCGCUUUGUGCUACUACAAGCUGGACUAUUACGAUGUGUCGCAAGAGGUCCUGGCUGUGUACCUGCAGCACUUUACGGAUAGCGCCACCGCUAUUAACCUGAAAGCCUGCAACCACUUUCGGCUCUACAAUGGGAAAGCUGCCGAGAUGGAACUGAAGAACCUGCAGGAAAUGGCUUCUCCUUCCUUUGAGUUCGCCAAAGAACUGGUCAAGCACAACUUGGUGGUGUUUAGAGCUGGAGAUGGCGCCUUGCAAGUGCUUCCUCCACUCAUCGACGUCAUCCCAGAAGCCAGACUCAAUUUGGUUAUCUACUACCUGCGACAAGAUGACGUGCAGGAGGCUUACAACCUCAUAAAGGAUCUGGAGCCGACGACCCCACAGGAGUACAUACUGAAGGGAGUCGUGAAUGCAGCUCUUGGCCAGGAUCAAGGAUCUGUAGAGCACGUGAAGAUCGCUCAGCAAUACUUCCAGCUUGUAGGCGGCUCGGCAAGUGAAUGCGACACCAUUCCCGGCCGGCAGUGCAUGGCCUCCUGCUUCUUCCUUCUAAAGCAGUUUGAGGACGUCCUCAUCUAUCUGAAUUCGAUCAAGAGCUACUUCUACAAUGAUGACGGUUUUAAUUUUAACUACGCACAGACGAAGGCUGCAAUUGGGAAUUACAAGGAAGCAGAGGAGAUUUUCCUCCUCAUUCAAAGUGAGAAGCUGAAGAAUGAUUUUGUGUACGCGAGCUGGUUGGCUCGCUGCUAUAUAAUGAACAGAAAGGCACGGUUGGCAUGGGAGCUGUACCUGAAAAUGGAUACAUCAGGAGAGUCAUUUAGCCUCCUGCAGCUCAUAGCCAACGACUGUUACAAAAUGGGCCAGUUCUUCUAUGCAGCCAAAGCAUUUGACGUGCUGGAGCGUCUGGAUCCAAACCCGGAAUACUGGGAGGGCAAGCGAGGUGCCUGCGUUGGAAUCUUUCAGAUGAUCAUCGCAGGACACGAACCCAAGGAGACACUGCGGGAUGUGAUUCAGUUGCUGAGGAACACUGGAAAUCCACAAGUCGAAUACUUCCUCCGCAUCUUGAAGAAAUGGGCCAAAGACAAUCGGUUGCCCGUAUAAACCGAAGCACAUUUUCAGCCAGGAGUCAAGAUUUUGCGUUCCACUUUUGAGUUGCAUCCCAACCACCGCGUCAAUUUUUGAGGGGCAUUGUCAAGUAAAAUCUUGAGCGUUCUUUAUUAUACAUGCGGUACGGCGAGGUCACGUGAUAUGCAAGGUGUGAAGAGGACCAAAUCCAAUGGUCAUGAUCACACCUUUUGCCGCGUAUGAAUCACCCUCUGCAUAUAUUACCAUAUUCUCUGCAUUGAGAUGCAGUUUGGCCUGUAUUUUGAAAGUUGGGGGGGUGCAUCUUAUUAUCAGACAUGGCCAAAUUUGUAUAAACUCUAUUGGUAACUGGGCACAUUUGGAAAUGUCUACUUUAUGGGAGCGUCUUUUAACAUGGAGAAAGAAUCUGGAAAUACUUUUGUAACAUCUCUUUGCUCACAAGCCUGGGGCAGUUCGAUAAAUGGCGAAGGGAUGUUGAAAUUAGCUUUGUUAACUUCACCAAACGGUCGUAAUUUUUAUCGACUCUAAAUAGACGGCGACAUUAUCAGUUGACCACAAACACAAGAACUCCCGAGUUUCCUAUUUUAAGUGAAGCGCUGGGCGGAAGACGGUGCCACCCAUCCACAUGUAAAGCCGCUGUACCUUACAUACUGCACUCCACAGGUUUUUGUAAAUUUAGCUGUAAUUGUAAAUACACCUAUGGGAGCAUAAAUCAUUGUCACAAAUUGUGGGGUGACACUGCAAUAAAUUGACUUCCCGUUAA